AUGGCAACCUUCCAAGGCUACCAGAGAAAUAUCGAACGGAACGUCGACAACACGCCCAUGCUCGACACCGCAAACAACGAACAGGUGCACGCCACGUACACCGACGUUAUCCUGAAGUUUAACAACGAAAACCACGGCAAUGGAACGCUAUACAUAACGACUUCCAGGCUAGUCUGGAUAGCCUGCGACACUUCCACGGUUUCCUACGCCUUCCCCUACCUGGGAAUGGUGCUCCACGCCGUUUCAAAGGACAAGGCGCUCUGUGAGACGCCAUGCGUAUUCAUACAACUCCAAGGAGACAGUGCCGACGACGAGGAGGGCGACAUACCCGUAGUCAUCCUAGCACCAGCACAGGCGGAACAGGUGGAAAACAUCUUUGAGGGCAUCUCGCAAAUGAAUUCGCUCAUCGAGCCAUUGGUCUCACAAUCAGAGGACGAAUCAGAUGGCGACGAGGACUUCGAUGAGGACAGUUAUGACGAGGAAGAUGCGGUUGAGGUUGAUGAGCACGUACAAGAGCAGGACGAGUAA
Messenger RNA from Babesia bigemina, 528 nucleotides. Its product is annotated as Methylosome subunit pICln. The record is from RefSeq and is a predicted model, not a curated record. The coding region runs from base 1 to 528 and encodes 175 amino acids. Lineage: Eukaryota; Apicomplexa; Aconoidasida; Piroplasmida; Babesiidae. Gene Ontology annotation, cellular component: spliceosomal complex; cytosol. Gene Ontology annotation, biological process: mRNA cis splicing, via spliceosome. The transcript is spliced from 3 exons.